AUGGUCAAUCGUAUCGAUCUCCCAAAUCAUGUCCUCGAUGACUCAGAUAAGCCUGAGAUCGAGGACUGUGAUCGGCGUGCAAACAAAUGUUUAGAGUUUGACCGUUCUGGAUUACGCCAGCUGGCCAAGGAAGCUAGCAAGUCUGAAUCGGACCUGGCACAACUGGAAGCCUUGAUUGAGGGACGAACCUAUGAAAAGCAGAAGCACAGGAUCAUGAAGGUUGACCCAAUCAAGCUCUACCCGAUGGUGGCUAUGAAGGGCAAGAUUGAUGACCUGGUCAAGCAGAGCAUCGUUGCAAAACAAGAGAAUGAGGAGAUUCUCUGGUCCACGAAGUCUUUAUUGGUACCGAAGAACCCGCGGGUUACUCCUCAGACCGUGGACGACUGGCGGUAUUGCACGAGCUUCGCCAAGAAACCCUGGAUCGCCUGUUUGACGGUUUACAGGGUAUCAAAUGGUAUAUUGAUAACAUCGUAA
Messenger RNA from Sphaeroforma arctica JP610, 474 nucleotides. RefSeq lists its product as hypothetical. The transcript has 2 exons. The coding region runs from base 1 to 474 and encodes 157 amino acids. NCBI's taxonomy places the organism in Eukaryota, Ichthyosporea, Ichthyophonida. The record is from RefSeq and is a predicted model, not a curated record.